This is a messenger RNA of Microthlaspi erraticum, 1080 nucleotides long. Lineage: Eukaryota; Viridiplantae; Streptophyta; Magnoliopsida; Brassicales; Brassicaceae. The record is from the annotation of a GenBank genome assembly.
AUGGCGUCUGCUAAAAUUUUCGGUUGCGCAAUCCGCGUUGAAGCGGAGGACGAAGACGGUGGUGGUAGCUCAAUCGCCGGUGAGGUUUCUCGAUCCGGUAUCCAGCCGGAUUACGAAGCUAUGAAUUUGUCCGUCUGUCUCCCUCCUCCGAUCAAUCUGAUGGAAAACACUACGUAUUUCCGUUUCCUAGAGUCGAAUUCAGAUUCCGGAUCGGAAUUUAUGGAUUCAGAACCAUAUCCUCACAAUCGUCUCAUCGAUUUCUUCGAUCGAGAGUCGCACAACAUCGGAACCGCCGAGGAGUUUUACAUGAUCCCGACUCGGAGGUUUAGUGCUUCGGGUGAUUUCGAUGUCUUGGGAUUUCACGAGACGGAGGAGGAUACAGAAUUAGGGCUCGGGAUCGGUUCAGGGCCGGGUCAGCUACGUGGUGAUUCGGGUGGGGUAGCUACGGGGAAUACGGAAACUGAUUCGGGUCGGGUCGAAGUUGCUAUGGGUCAUACUCAUGCUGUGGAUGAUUUCUUCGGCGAGGAAGGCAUGGUGGGUGCUGAAGUACUGGUGUGGGAGGAUUUGCAGAACGGGAUUAGCUGGGAUGAAUUCUUUUCCCCUGAAGACGAAUUAGUUCGAAUGGAUGAUGGUGAAGAAGCUUGGCAGAUCUUUUUUCAACCUGAAGAUAUCAUGGUAGACGCAACUGCUCAUAUGGAUUUUGAUUUCGGGAUUUUUCUAGACGGUGUGUAUGAAUAUGGGGAGAAUCAGGUAGAUUUCGGUGCGGUUGUGUCACGAAUGUUUGAUAACGACGAGUACGGAGACGUGGGAAGUCCUCCGGCAGCACAAAGCGUAGUGGAUCGUCUUCCUGAUGUGAAGAUCACGGCUGAGGAAGUGAGCAAAGGGAACAUGGUUUGCGCGAUCUGCAAAGAUGAGAUUGUGGCGGAGGAGAGAAUCAAGAGGCUUCCAUGUAGGCAUUACUAUCAUGGAGAGUGUAUCGUGCCUUGGUUAGGGAUAAGGAAUACAUGCCCGGUUUGUCGGUUUGAGCUGCCUACCGAUGAUGUUGAGUAUGAACAGCUUAGGAGAUUACAAAGGCGGUAG